AUGCAACCCCUCGUGCUUCACCCACUGAGCCUCACCACCACCCAGUUCGGACAGCCCCGGUUCAGCUCGGGCCCAGAGCGCCGGCUGUUGAACCGAUCCUGGUCGUCCAAUGCUCGAGGGCGUAGCCCUAGGGCUUCUUUCACCCGUCAAUCUAUGUCUGAUUCUCCGACAGAAGAGCCCUCGGUGACACCCAGGGAAUCCAAUCCUGUAGGUUACCCACCAGCUUCGUCUCCAGUUGUAACACCAGCUGGUGAAAAUACCACUCCUACUUCUAUUUCAAUUUCCCAUCCAUACAGCGUUUCUGGUCGCUCUCAGCUGCUUGUAGGGUUGAAUGACCCUCCAUCGGCAACUCUUCCACUGAGAUAUGGCGAACAAGCCCCUCCAGUAUUUGUGGGCUCCCCUAGACUUCCACCCGCAGCACCCCAAUAUCCACUUCCUGCAUUAGACCCAUCUUUACCGAGCCCAGUGAGCCGAUCUUUAACUCAGAAAUCGACACGGCGCACCAAGGCUCAUGUGGCUUCUGCCUGCGUUAACUGCAAAAAGAAGCACUUGGGAUGUGAUCCAGCACGUCCAUGUCGACGAUGUGUGCUCUCUGGCAAGGCCUCCUCCUGCGUGGAUGUCACGCACAAGAAGAGAGGCCGACCACCUUUGAAAGCGGAGGAUUCCUCUCUGCGCUCUUACACAACGCACGUAGACAAUCCAGCUGUGCCCGCUGAAUCCCACUCAUCUACCGCAGCACAGAGGACUUCUUUACAUCGAACGACAUCUUCCCGGGAACUUCGGCCCAUGACCGAUCUCCACGCAGCAGGGGACCCUGGUGGCGCAUCAGGUAUGCGAGUUCCCCAAGGACAACUACGGCACCGAUGGUCUGCAUCUGUCUUUCCUCUCACUCGUCCCAUGGAAUAUUCUCAGCAUAUUCAGGCGCCAGCAGGCCGCCGACCAUACACUUCAUCCGGACCUCCUUCUUAUCCACCUCUAGCACCCCCACCUCAUGCAUUUGUUACAAUUACAAAUGGGUAUAAUCCACCACUUCCGACAACAGCUGUGCCUCCUGGAAUGGAAAGACGAUAUGCACCAUAUGCUACCUCUGCCUUACCCCUACCAACCUCGCCACCACACGUGCCUACGGGCGUGCCCUAUCUACCAUACGAGACUCCUUCCAAUCCUAUUCAUCACCCUAUGCACGACCCUCGAAUUUCUGGACCCCGUGAUCCGUAUGUAGAAUCACCAGUGAGACUUCCACCGAUACACCAGGCAACUGCCAGUCCCGGACCUCCAGGACCCCCACUACCUGGACAAGUUCCAUCUUCACACCAACCUCCAUCUCAUCACCAUGCUCACAGGCUGAGCGACCCAUACCCUGCCAAUUGGACAUCUUUUGGGCGAGAACAGGGUCCUCGGCACCAUCGGUCAGAAAGCAUCCUGCAGCGGCCAUCCACCUCGAUUUUCUCCCAUUCUACCGGGCACCAACGCUCAGUAUCAACAACGGAUCCAUCACUAUUAGAUCCGGUCCCACGACAUCUUGGCCCAGUUGAUCUGUCCCCUUCUAUUACUCAGGGCCACUCACCCACAGUGACAACCCGUCCCGCUCCACCAAACGAUCCUGAAAGGGAUGAAUCAAGACCUGUCAAGAGGCGAAAAAUGGCCUUGGAUGACAUGGUCAAUGGAUGA
This is a messenger RNA of Penicillium taxi, 1671 nucleotides long. RefSeq lists its product as uncharacterized. The coding region runs from base 1 to 1671 and encodes 556 amino acids. The transcript has 2 exons. The record is from RefSeq and is a predicted model, not a curated record. Gene Ontology annotation, biological process: regulation of DNA-templated transcription. NCBI's taxonomy places the organism in Eukaryota, Fungi, Ascomycota, Eurotiomycetes, Eurotiales, Aspergillaceae. Gene Ontology annotation, molecular function: DNA-binding transcription factor activity, RNA polymerase II-specific; zinc ion binding.